Molecule: messenger RNA, 234 nt
Organism: Pseudozyma hubeiensis SY62
Lineage: Eukaryota; Fungi; Basidiomycota; Ustilaginomycetes; Ustilaginales; Ustilaginaceae
Exons: 3
Coding region: 1-234 (77 amino acids)
Source: RefSeq, a predicted model, not a curated record
AUGUCCCGCAUCAUCGAGCAGAAGCAGAUGAAGGACUUUCUCAAACUCUACACUGGCCUCGUAGAACGAUGCUUCGAGUCCUGCUGCAACGAUUUCACCUCUAAAGCGCUCAGCUCGAAAGAGGACACUUGCGUAUCCAAUUGCAUCCAGAAGUUCCUCAAGCACUCGGAGCGCGUCGGUGCACGAUUCGGAGAAGAAAAUGCAAAGAUGAUGGCGCAGCAGCAGAACAAGUGA